Molecule: messenger RNA, 2966 nt
Organism: Limulus polyphemus (Atlantic horseshoe crab)
Lineage: Eukaryota; Metazoa; Arthropoda; Merostomata; Xiphosura; Limulidae
Product: gamma-tubulin complex component 2-like
Exons: 27
Coding region: 188-2791 (867 amino acids)
Biological process (GO): cytoplasmic microtubule organization; mitotic cell cycle; meiotic cell cycle
Cellular component (GO): spindle pole; equatorial microtubule organizing center; centrosome
Molecular function (GO): gamma-tubulin binding; microtubule minus-end binding
Source: RefSeq, a predicted model, not a curated record
UGUGAGCGUAGAUACUAUGGCUGUGAACAAUCUGGAUCCGUAAUAACAGCAGUAAAACCGAAUAGGGGGUUAAACGCAUUUACGCGCGAGAUAGCGCUUACACAAGUUAUAGUUUAAUUGAAAUUGUGAUUUUGUUCUAAAGCAAAUUGACAAAAUCGUACUGUUAACCUCCUGAGACCAGGAGAAGAUGAGUGAGUUCAAAGUUCAUCAUCAUGUCAGUGAAUUGAUGAAGCAUUUGGGAGUUGCCCAGAGGUCUACUGAUGGAGUAUCAGCUGAAUCCUAUGCUGAUCUGUUAUUGAAGAACAGAACACCAAAUGUAACCACUAAGAUAUCUUCCAUGGCUGCCAUGAGGAAAUUGGCUGAAAAAUCCAAAGAUUCAGAUGGUGUUCUUGAAAAAUAUGAAAACCUCAAAGCUAAAAAUGUUCGUGAAGUGGACCAAGUUGUGUAUUUGUUGUCGCAAAUAAAUUAUGAUGAAAAGACCAAACAGUUUCUAAGGAAAAAUGCUGAAUGCAAAGCAGAAUCCCAGUCAAGAAGAGAUGCAUUAGCAGGUCAUUUUGAAACCUCUGAUGUUAGUCUGACCAAAGAAGAACUUAUAGAGUUAAAAAACAGGUUGCAACGUGAAGCUUCUGGUGGCUAUGGGUCAGCCAUGAAAUCUACAAAAGAUUCAACUUCACGCAAAAAUACUGGAUUUCCUGUGCUGCCAAGCUGGGUAAAAGAAAGACCCUUCAUGACCUGGGAUUUUGUGAUGGAUUCUGACAUAGAAGAAAACAAGGUCAGUCCUAUUGGUUCUUUACCUGUUCCAUCCCAAGAAGAACAGCUAAUUGAAGACCUUCUUUUCUGCCUUGGGGGCAUUGAAGGUGAUCUUAUCCUCAGCAAGCCUCUUGUGGAUCCAUAUGGACCUCGUACAUUUGUUAUUGAUGAGAGUGCAGAUCCUUCACUAAGGGAACUUUUAAAGAGAAUUUUACCUAUUUGCAGUCAUUACUCAGUUGUUGUUCGAUUUAUUGAAGAGAAAUCACAGUACCAGUAUGGCCUAGUUAACCAAGCUCUAGCAGCAGCCAUGAGACAGCUCUUCAAGGAUUAUUUUGUGCUUAUUGCUCAAUUAGAGCAUCAACAUCGUCAGCAUGCACUGUCUCUUCAGAAAGUCUGGUUCUACCUCCAACCAAGUUUAAGAACAAUGGAAGUCCUAGCUUCAAUAGCAAAUACAAUUAACAAGGGUGACUGCUUUGGAGGAAGUGUCCUCAGUGUCUUGCAUGAGCGAACUGCAGCUUUAACUGGUGACCCUAAAGCACAGGACUUAUGUUUUUAUCUUACCCAAGCUGCAUGUGUCCCCUAUUUUGAAAUUUUGGAGAAAUGGAUUUACAAAGGGAUAAUUUCAGAUACCUACUCAGAGUUCUUGGUUGAAGACAAUGAACUAGUUAAAAAAGAAGAACUGCCAGUUGAUUAUAGUGACGAUUACUGGGAAAAACGCUAUACUAUUAGAAGGGAAAGGAUUCCCACUUUUCUUGGAAGGAUAGCUGAUAUGAUAUUACGGACUGGGAAAUACCUGAAUGUGAUUCGUCAGUGUGGAAAUGACAUAAAGUUUCCUGAUGCUGAGCAUAUCGUGUACACGGUCACAGAAAGACAGUAUGUGGAAAAGAUUGAGACGGCUUAUAAAUUUGCAAGUAAAAAGUUAUUGGACCUGCUGAUGGAAGGAUCAGACUUAAUGGGUCGCUUAAGGUCUGUAAAACACUACUUUCUGAUGGACCAAGGAGAUUUUAUUGUUCAGUUUCUGGAUAUGGCUGAGGAAGAGCUGGUCAAAGAUAUUGAUGAUAUUAUGCCAACCCGUUUAGAGUCACUUCUUGAGCUUGCUCUUCGAACUAGUGUGGUGAACUCAGACAAAUAUAAAGAUGAUAUUCGAGUAGAGUUAUUGCCAUAUGAUCUACUUUCUCAGAUGUUCAAGAUCCUUAUGAUUACCAGCAAUGAUCAGAAAGACUACUCAGAACUUCCAGAAAUGCCCAUAACUGGUCUAGAAGCUGUUGCAUUUGAUUAUGAAGUCCAGUGGCCUCUUUCUUUAGUUAUCAACAGAAAGGUGCUGGCUUGUUAUCAGAUGUUGUUUCGCCACCUGUUUUAUUGCAAGCAUGUGGAAACAUUGCUUGGAAGUGUUUGGACAUUGAACAAGGUAGCAAAAUCGUUUAGCCUGAAUGCUUCAUGUUCCUACGCUUCAGCCUUUGCUCUUCGACAAAGGAUGCUAAACUUUGUACAGAAUCUAGAAUAUUAUAUGAUGUUUGAAGUUGUUGAGCCCAGUUGGCAUGUCUUUCUCACCAAGAUGCAUGAGGUAACCAAUGUGGAUGAUGUUCUUCAUUGCCAUGGUGAUUUUAUUGAUAGCUGUCUGAAAGACUGUAUGCUGACACAUCCAACACUACUUCAAACUGUGGUUAGAUUACUGAAGCUGUGUGUGUCUUUUAGUGGUUUUAUGAAGAGGAGUCACAAACAUGCUGUGGAAGCAGAACUUUCUAUUUUAGGAGACAGCAUGCUCUAUUCAGUUGCAGAAGAAACUGGAAUUCAGGAAUCUUCCACUCAGUUGGUAAUGGGUCAAGAUAGCUUCCAACAGCGAAUUUCCUCUUUCCACUAUGAGUUUAAUGACAUGUUGUUUCAGCUUCUGGAAAUGAUCAGUGACCAGGAACGAGAGAACUAUAGUGAGAAAAUGGUCAAUAUGUUGUAUAGAUUGGAUUUCAACAACUUCUAUUCUCAAAAGAUGGACAAGAAAAACCAGCAAGAGAAAACAGGUUCAACUUCUACUAGUAGGGAUUAGUCAGUGUUGUACAUGUAUUAUGUAUGUAGACCUUGUUAAAUUUUAAUAUUUACUUUUCAUUUCUCGUAAGAAUAAUGUGCAAGCCACAGAUUUAAUGUAUGUAUAUGUAUUAAUGUCUUCCUGACCCUGUCUCUUGAAGACAUUUAAUUUAAUAAAUGACAAAUUAUCAACAAUG